Striga asiatica is the source of this 1031-nucleotide messenger RNA. Lineage: Eukaryota; Viridiplantae; Streptophyta; Magnoliopsida; Lamiales; Orobanchaceae. The record is from the annotation of a GenBank genome assembly.
CAAAUCUAACGGUUGAGACCAUCUGCUCUAAUCAACGAUAUUGAUCAACUGAGCACAAAUUAUUUACUGUACACCUGCCCACAUACGAGAUUCGCUCUCUAAAAAAAAAAAGACCAGGUUUUUAUUCAGGAAUUAAGCUCCCCGCUUGUCUGCUUAAACCCUAAACCCCAUUUCCAUUUCCAUUUCCAUUUACAUUUCCUUUGAUCUUCCGCGGCAAUAUUUUGGUCGAUUCAGGUACAACAAUGGCUUUCCUGAACCGAGUUGGAGCAUUGCUAAAACACAAUGUCAGCAAACAUAUCACACCAGCAUUUUCUGCCUCAAACCCUUCAUUUUUUCAGGCGAUAAGGAGCAUGAGCACGAAUUUGACUACAAAGCUCUUUGUUGGAGGUCUCGGUUAUAGAACGGAUGAGCAAACUGUGAGGGAUCAUUUUUCUCGCUAUGGUGAUGUUGAUUACGUUAAAAUUAUUACGGACCGUGAAACUGGUUAUUCUCGUGGAUUUGGCUUUGUGACCUUCUCAUCUGCUGAGGCUGCUUCGAGUGCCAUCCAGGGACUUGAUGGCCAGGAUCUUGAUGGGCGUAGAAUCACGGUGAACUAUGCUAAAGAAAAACCUCGUGAAUGGGGCUAUGGUGGCGGCAACGGCGGUGGCUAUGGUACCUCCGGCGACUACUCCUCCGGCGGAGGCGGCGGCAAUUAUUCCGGUGGUGGAAAUGGCAGCUACUCUGGCAACGUUGGGUGGGCCGGCGGCGGCUCUGGCGGGUUCUCCGGCGGCAGUGGCGACUACUCCGGUGGCGGCAAUGGGUUCUCCGGUGGCAGUGGCAACAACUCCUCCAGUGGCAAUGGCUUCUCUGGCGGCAGUGGCGACUACUCUGGUGGCGGCAAUGUGUUCUCCGGCGGCGGUGGCGACUACUCCGGCGGUGGAAAUGGAAACUUUGCCGGAAACCAGGAACCGGUGGCCGGUGGUGGGGUCGAGUUGGGUGGUGGAAGCUAUGGCUUUGGAGGGGCAGAUAUUGGAGGAGGGGAGAGAGUGUAA